UGCGUAAACAGACCACGUACUCGGUAUUUUGAAAGUAAAAAUAACAGCACUUUUAGAACUUUUUCGCAAUCGAUAUCGGAUUUGUACAAUCGUGCAUUCUCAGAUUGAUUUUGCAAUCCGUGAUCAUGGAAGAAGACGACAACACAGUGCGUAUUACGCAUUACAUCAACCCUCAUUGUUUUUGGUACAAACCGGAGGCGUCGUACUUGCCGAACCAUCACGAGAAGCAAUAUAUGCAAAAAUUCAAUGAGGAUUGUGAGCGGGAAUUCGCCAACCGGGGAUACCGUGGUUUCUCCUACAGCCCGAACAGUGAACUGAAAGUUGGCGACAUGGUUGCCCAGCGAAAUAAAGAGUUUCAACGAUGGAUAAGAUGCGAGGUGGACGCGGUACUGAUAGAUUUGAGCGGCGCCGUUUGGCUGCACCUGUGGGCUGUGGACGAAGGUUUACCUAUCAAGUCGUAUGACGAACCUAUUCAACCACUACCGGAGGCCUACAUCAAUCAUCCUGCGCAUGCUUUGCGCGGUGCAAUAAGGAAUAUAUUGCCUAGCGAAGUGGCAUAUGAUUACACGCAAGGCAAGAACGUACAGACACUUUCUCGGAAAUGGUUGCAGGGAGCGGUGUCAGUACUGCAAACUGUCUUCGAUGAUGCCUUAAGUGUGUCGCUAGUGGUGCAUGCUCGUGUUAAACUGAAGAAAGAGGUGGUCCAUUUCGUCGAUGUAUCUUUAACGAUGCACAACAACAAAUCUUACAACAUAGUGAACAUACUUACAACCGGCUGCUCGGAUCAGGUAACGAUCAGCCCGGAUACAGAGUUUCUCAAAGUCAUUACCACGAUAAAGACGCUCGAUAUGGUGCGCUUUCAAAACAACGAAGGCAUCGACAGUGCAACGCGACAUAAACCUGGGUCCCUACUAGGUCACGGUGUUCUAUCGACGUUGAAUCAAAUCUCAAAACCAACUACUGACCCGAAAGUGCAGAAUAAAGUAGAAGAUUGGUUUAGUCGAAACAUGGAAGCCCAACUGGCUAUCAAAGAGGAAACAGCGUUUGAACGUUCUAUGGACGACAUUGAAGCGUGCAAGUCUGGCGAGGAUAGCGCUGCGGAGGAAUUUGACUCCUUUGAUCAGCUAGCAACUCGAGCGGAGAUGGCCGAAGAAAAUCCUAUUAAGAUGACGAACGUCGGCGAUGAACGUGAUUCAACAUCAAACACCAUGUCAUCGGUGGAUGAAACAUCUUUUUUAAAGCGAAAAUUAAGACAGUUGCAGGCAAGACAGAAGCAGCUGGAGCUGGAGAAGCCAAAGUUACCGCCCAUAAUUGGUCCCGCGGGAUGUUCGGUGAAGUUCCUAUUGGACAGCGCAAAUGCACGCAACAAAAAAUACUAACUGGUAACACCAGCACGCUUCCUUUGGUUUGGAAUUAAAAUCUUUAAGGACCACAUGAAUUGCCUUACAAAUUAAUAACCUGUUAUAUUGAUUACAGCAUGAAUUAUUUUAUUGAAUAAAUAUCGCUAGAAAUGGA
Anopheles coustani is the source of this 1515-nucleotide messenger RNA. RefSeq lists its product as uncharacterized. Bases 126 to 1379 code for a protein of 417 amino acids. Lineage: Eukaryota; Metazoa; Arthropoda; Insecta; Diptera; Culicidae. The record is from RefSeq and is a predicted model, not a curated record. The transcript has 3 exons.